Molecule: messenger RNA, 649 nt
Organism: Phaedon cochleariae (mustard beetle)
Lineage: Eukaryota; Metazoa; Arthropoda; Insecta; Coleoptera; Chrysomelidae
Source: the annotation of a GenBank genome assembly
UCCUUGAAACUGCGCAUGCUCCUGGUGGUUUCGGACUGUACUGUUUAUGUUAUUGUUCGAAGUUCGAACGAGAACAAACCUACUGAAAACUGAUUGUUGUUGACAAAAAAAGCGUGGUUUCGCUUUGUGUUUUGGGUUCAUCAAUUUUUGAAAAUCAUAAUAUCAAAAUAAACCCUAAUAUACUCAAACAUGUUCUUGAUGUAUUAUUUGAAUGAGUUGGGUCAAAGAAUUUACACCUUGAAGAAGGAAACACCAAGUGGUAAACCCACACUCUCAGCUCAUCCUGCUCGUUUCUCUCCAGAGGAUCAGUAUUCAGAGGAAAGGAUAAUUUUGAAAUCCAGGCAUAAGUUACUGAAGACCCAGCAACCAGAACCAGCUUAUUGAUCUAAUGAUUACAUAUUUCCAAUAUCAAUUACUUUUUUUGUUAAGUUUGCCAAUACAGUUCUGCAAUCCUUAGUUUUGAAUUGUUGCCCAAUAGGAAGGAAUCAAAUGAAAAUAAUUUCUAGCUCACUGUAGUUAUCCUAUUCCAGUAAGCAUGGGUGGAAGUUUAUAUUUUCUUAUCUUUGAUUUUCAAAUACAAUAAAUAAAUAGCAAAAAGUUCCUUUUUUCACACAGUGUCAUGACAAAAUAAGUUGAAUUUGAAAUAAUC